GCAAUGGUUGUAUGAACAUAGAAUGUCGCACGAAUGGGGGAGAUGAAGGGAUCCCCGCGAUAUGGCCCUCUUUUGUUUGAAAGCACUGCGAAAUAGCUGGUAUUUCAGAUGACAGUUGGUGGGGUAAGACGCCUGCAAAAAGCUGCCCCUCCACACCUCGAUGGCCCCAGUUUCCAGAACUGUUUUCGGCAGCGGCCGAGUCAUGCAGCUCUCUGCGGCACCCUGGUUUUCAUCUGCUAAGGCUUAUCCAAUUCUAUGGGAGCGGUUAGAUAACCUAUUCUCACCUAGCUGGUUCCUUGGCGUCCAAGUUCGAGUGUCCACUGUAAGUAAGCCUAAGAAGCCCAAAUCGUAUACCUUAGGCGCUCACAAGCUAAUAUUUUUUUUUUUUUCGACGGCCGGAUCCGAAUGCGGAGCUGUAUGGGAAGGAGACUGGCCGGAGAGAGCCGAGCAUUCGACUUUAGCUGGCGGUGUGAAGUUUGGUUGUCGCCAUUUCGAUGGUGCUCAUUCAUUCCGGGCAUUGAUAUGAAGUAGCCAUAAGGCAUAGAUCAUAAAUAGUAGAAAAAGAACUGUAAAAUGCAAAGCGGAAAGAAUUCUUUUGGUAUAUGACGAGCAACGAAA
Molecule: messenger RNA, 618 nt
Organism: Trichoderma asperellum CBS 433.97
Lineage: Eukaryota; Fungi; Ascomycota; Sordariomycetes; Hypocreales; Hypocreaceae
Source: RefSeq, a predicted model, not a curated record